AGUUCCUUUCCUUUAUUUCCCCCUUUGUCAGAAAGAUUAGGUGAAUAGGAAGCUUCUGAAGGGUGUUAUCGGUGUAUUUGCUACGGUGGCGAAUGUGAACAUUCAAUACAAUGGUGAACGCGGCUUGAAUGUGUCUCCUUUUUCGCUGGGGGAGAAGGAUCUGUGUUUUAAAACAUUUAUUCGCGAAAGAAUGGACUUUCUCGAUUCCUUUUCAAUCAAACGAGGGCUCGUUCGGCUUUGGUAAUCCCCUCCCACUUUCCGGAAAGGUUCCACAGUAAAGGAAUAGCCACUGACAAGCGCUGACUGAAAGUGUCCAGAAGGAAUCUGCAACUCAUUGAGAAGCUCUUAGUACAGUGUGGACAUCAUGAGUGACCCCAAUAUUGAAGACGCAAACACAGCUGUGAAUGAAUUGUGUUGUGAGUGUGGCCAGACUCACAUGGUGCUAGAGAACCACUUGUACGAUUAUCAGGAUGAAGUGGAUGAUGAACUAGUUUGUCACAUUUGCCUCCAGCCUUUGCUGCAGCCUCUGGACACCCCAUGCGGCCACACAUUUUGCUUCAAGUGCCUGGAGAAUUUCCUGCAAGAACAGGAUUUCUGCCCAAUGGAUCGUAAGAGGCUUCACUUCCAGCACUGUCGGAAAUCCAGCCUUCUGGUGCGGAACCUCCUUGAUAAGUUGAUUGUUUUCUGCCCUUUUCGAUUGGACUGUGGGAAGGUGAUGCAACGCUGUGAGCUGGACCCUCAUCUCCAGAAUAGAUGCCCAGGUCUGACAAAACACAGAGUUAAAAUUGAAAACAAGAGACAGUCUAGCUUGAAGACGAACCAAGACGUUGCAUCAGAUGAUGCAACAAUAGCUGCAGAAGGUUCUGCAGCUGCUGUUGUUUCACUCCGCACAGCUGAGCCUGGACUUGUGAACCCUGCUUUUGAAGAAGAUCGUGAAGAAGAUGACUUGCCUCGAUUGUCCAGCCUUUUAGCAGAAACUACUGUUGUUGAAAUUCAACGCGUAGAUCCUCUGGAGGAGCUGGGAAUUCAAAUAGUUGGGGGUAAAGAUACACCGCUGUGUAACAUUGUGAUUCAGGAGAUUCUUCGUGACAGCAUUGUUGCUAGAAAUGGAAAACUUGCACCUGGAGACCAUAUAACAGAGGUGAAUGGUGUAAAUAUCACCAGUGUUCCACACAGCUAUGCCAUCAGUGUACUGCGGAGGCCCUGCUCUGUAUCACGGCUCACAGUGCUUCAAGAAAGAGGGUUUGCCAUUCGAGGAUCUUCUCAAGAAAGGAAUAGCAGUAACAGCAGCCACAAGCAGACUCUGAAUGUAAUUUUGCACAAGAGGGACAGAGGCGAGCCGCUGGGCAUUAAACUAAUUCGAAAGCCAGAUGAGCCUGGAGUGUUUAUUCUGGAUCUACUGGCAGGUGGCCUAGCUGCUCGGGAUGGAAAGCUGCGAAAUAAUGAUAAAGUGCUUAUGAUUAAUCAGCAGGACCUCAAAAAUGGAACGCCAGAAAUUGCAGCACAGAUAAUACAGUCCAGUGAGGGAAAUGUUAACUUUGCGGUCCAGAGAUACACUGACCACCAGAGCCCGGAAAUUAUUGAUGAAGCUGGAUCAAGCAACAGCAGCCCCUCACGUCAUCGCAAUAAAUCACUGCAGCAUCAUUGCCGUCGACGCUCACACUACCAAAAGGAUCUAUCACAGCCUUCAAUGUGCCAGGAGAAGACAGUUCCAGUGAGAAAGGAGCCUCGUGAGUCUCUGGGAAUAACUAUUUCAGGCGGCCGUGAAAAUAAAUAUAAGGUUCCAAUCUAUGUGACUAGCAUCCAGCCUGUGGGCUGCCUCUACAGGGAUGGCAGAAUCAACAAAGGAAAUGUGCUGCUGAGCAUAAACGGGGUGGACCUCACACAGUUGAGUUACAAUGAGGCGGUGUCGGUUCUCAAGUUGAACGCAGCCUCCUCUACAGUGGUGUUGAGGGUUUUGGAAUUCCCCAACAUUGAGACAUCAUCAGCAGCAGAGGAGCUUCUGGAGGCAGGCAAGGAGAAUGAUUAUGAUUGGUCCCCUCUGUGGGUCAUGUGGCUUGGGUUACCAAGUUACCUUCACUGUUGCAAUGACAUUACUCUACAGAAGAGUAAUAACGAAAGCUGGGGAUUUAGCAUCGUUGGGGGCUUUGAGGAAAGCCAAGACUACCAGCCUUUCUUUAUCAAAACCAUUGUACCUGGCACACCAGCGUACUUUGAUGGAAGACUAAAAUGCGGGGAUGAGAUUGUUGCUGUAAAUGGGGUCUCCACUGCGGGCAUGAGCAAUUCGGCUGUAAUUCCAAUGUUGAAGGAACAGAGGAACAGAGUCACUCUCACUGUCGUCUCCUGGCCAGGAAGUCAUGUAUGAAAGUAAAAUGACAAGACAUUUGCCUCAAAAGCCUUAAUCAUGAAACUGGUGGAGUGCAAAUUAGAAAACAAGAAACCAUCACAAUCCAUGGUCAAGCAGAGAAAUACCAGAUUACCAAAGUGCAUUUGUUAAACCAAUCUUUGUCCCCACAGGCACACCUAUGGAUUUCACUUUUCUCCAGCUUCAGUUUAAAAUAAUUUGUGAAGGCAGUGAUUGGAUCAUGAGGGAAAAAGUCAGGCCUACUAUAAAUUUCCAAAUGGAUAUCCAAAGUAUGAGCACCUGCAUUCAAUAAUCUUACAAAUAGAAUCAGUUAUUUUACAGUCAUAUAAAUUAACUUUACACAGAAGGAUGACGUGGCUGAAAUGCUGUCAUAACCAGGAUGAUACAUCCUCUGAUUUUGCUACUGACAAUUUAAACACAGACUUACUACUAAAUAUUUCUUUUAGAGCAGAAUGCUAACCUCAAUGAUUAUCAUCAACACUGUCAAGUCAGGCUUCAUAUUCAGAUUACACUUUUCUCAGAUCUCUAUUGUGGCAAUGAAAUAAAUCCUGGGGUUAUCUUAUCUGUCCACUGGAUACCACAGGAUAUUGCACCAUCAUCUCGAAGCAGUUUGAUUUUGAGAAGACUUUGUGCUAAAGCCACAAUGAACAUUCCAACAUGGUGGACAUUAGUACCUGGGUUCAUGUAAAUGAAUACAAAUCAGGGGAAAAUGUAAAGAUUGUAAUCUCUAGUUUAAGCUUGCUAGAAUCAAUAUUGUUAAUUAGGCAGUAAAAUCACCAGUCAGUGUUUUCUUGAAACAACAAAUGUGCGUGAUGUAGUCCUUCAGGUUCUUGUAAUGUAACAUGGUUCUUGUUUACAACUGAAAAAAAAAUCAAAUCUGAUCUAUUUUCACGCUCAAGCUUUUAAAAAUGCAGAUGUGAUUGAAAGCUAGAUUAUGAAACCUAAGAUUUUAUUUAGUUCAUUACUGCCUUAAAGGGUUGUACAACUGAUUGUGAACCAUAAGUAUAAAUAUAAGCUUUAGAAAAUGUCUGAUUUUAUAUAAAUGUUGGAGUUGAUGAAUUCUGAAUUUAAAUAUGUCCAUUGAACAUAAACUAUAUUUAGAAAAA
This is a messenger RNA of Carcharodon carcharias (great white shark), 3471 nucleotides long. It is a transcript of the gene lnx2b, whose product is annotated as ligand of numb-protein X 2b. The record is from RefSeq and is a predicted model, not a curated record. NCBI's taxonomy places the organism in Eukaryota, Metazoa, Chordata, Chondrichthyes, Lamniformes, Lamnidae. The coding region runs from base 365 to 2365 and encodes 666 amino acids. The transcript is spliced from 10 exons. Gene Ontology annotation, molecular function: metal ion binding; protein binding; ubiquitin-protein transferase activity.